UGCCAACUUUGAAGUAGACGGAAAUGGACUGUGUCUCAGAAAAUUUACCUUAGUCUGAAAGGUUAAUGGGGACAAAGGCACUAUACCAUGACUCGAACCCUUGCGUCAUGCCCCUUUUCUGAUGAUGUCAAAGAUCAGGUGGCACGAGCAACAACAUAAACACCCCGGGGGCGCCAGAUCAAACAACGAUAAUCGGCCCAUUCAGGAAUAUUGAAUUUCUCGAGAUGAAGCAUAUAUUAAUUCUCGCAGCAUCACUCCAAAUGCUUCGAUCGGCGAGCGCGCGCCUCCUUCGGCACUCUCUCACACCGACCAGCACCACCACCACAUACAUCGCCGCUCGGCCAAUUACCUUUGCCACAGGCAACAUUCGCAAACCUGUAUCUCUUACCGGUAUCAGGGGCAAACCCGGCCGCCCUAGUCCGGCAAGUUCUUCGAGGCUGAUGAGCCGGCCGUCGACAUGGGGCGAGAAUACGAUCACCACGGUAGCCGCAGGCACCUUGCUAGCUGGGUCGUGGUACAUCUGGGAGGCGGGUCGCAGCUACAUCGUCGGACCCGAGGUCGAAAAGUAUGAACCCCACGGACUAGGAACUCAUCGCGAGGGUACGGUCAACCGGGAUUAUGUCAACUAUGACCAUUGGGUGGAGAUGCACCGGCGGAAGGGGAAGUAGAUUGGACUGUUCCAAUGAGGGAGCUUCAGCUGGGGGCGUGGGACCUUGGGUAGUAAGGUUGGUAGAAAGGGCAAUUUGAUACGCAGAAUAACUACAGUGCGUAUGCCGAUGGUUGGGCAUGGGAAAAGGGAGGGUUAUACUCGAGUGAAGCAUGUACUGGGCUGGCUUGGUAUUGCAUGGACUCUGAUUUCAG
Molecule: messenger RNA, 861 nt
Organism: Parathielavia appendiculata
Lineage: Eukaryota; Fungi; Ascomycota; Sordariomycetes; Sordariales; Chaetomiaceae
Exons: 2
Coding region: 261-668 (135 amino acids)
Source: RefSeq, a predicted model, not a curated record